CUGGACUGACCUGACAUGGGAGACUCGUGUUGUCAUGUCGCCGAAACUUCACGAAUGGGCUGUUUGUUUUUGGGCGUUGAAGAACACGUGGGAGAAAUUUGUAUAUAUAAAGAGAUGAGCUGGAAGGCAUGAAGCUGAGCUUAUUAAACUAGCAGUUAUGGAGUACGGACAAGAAGACGUAGCCUCUAAAGAAUACGCUGAUUUAAUGGAGCAUGAACCCGUCAGUCGUCUUAAGACGCAGUACCGCUCUUUACAGCGACAGAUGUGCCUCGUUCAGUUUAUGACUGUUUUUCUCUGCAUCAGCUGCUGUAUGUUCACGCUCGUGUAUCAGCCAUUCGCGUCAAGCUGCAAGGGGAAUGAAAUCAAAAAGACAACUGAAAUCGGAAUGCAGAGACAAGCUCCUGAGUCCCAUAGCAGAGAAAACAUUAUCCUGGGACAAAGGCCCACUCGUUUUACUCGCCUGACAUUUAAACAGAAACCUGUUGUCUCUGAUGCUGGUAACGUGACAUGGAUUUUGAAACGUCCGGAGCCAGACCAUAAUGAAUUCUUCACCUUGGAUAAUGAUAAUGAAUCUCUGAAAGUGCAUCAUGAUGGGAUUUACAAAAUUUCUCUGCAGAUCAUGUACAGGGGAUUAGAAGGAUACUUUAAUGAUGGUGAACAUCAUGGAAUUCUGCACCAUGAAAUUCACCAUUACACCGACAGUUAUCCUGGAGUCCUGCCCCUGCUAACCUACAUGGAUACAGUGAACUUUAAGAGUCCAUACUGGAAGAAAACUCUGUUCUCAGAAGGUAUCUUUUCUCUCAAGGCCGGGGAUAGACUGAAGGUCUGGUCCAGUCAUCUUAUCCUCAUUGAUGUUGGAGGAAAGGUGGAACGAAAAACAUUCUUUGUGGCAUAUCCUCACUUUUUCUGUUAAAAGAACAAAAAGAUCUUUUUUUGAAUAGCUUUGCUUAAGAGCUGCUGCCCACAAUGUGUAUCACAUUAGAGCCAUAUACAAAAGCAGAUGCAUCUACAGAAUUAGGAUGUUCCUUAUAAAAAAAAAACAGACAUUGGUUUCAGUUUUUAAAUAAAAACACUAAAAUCCAGGAUAUUCAAUGGAACAUGAAAUUCCAGCAAAAUGAAUUACGUAAGGAAUAAUUGACGACGGGCCGUUGAAUUAUUAGAAAAAUAAUGCACACCCGGGGUGGUAAUGCGGU
Molecule: messenger RNA, 1193 nt
Organism: Xyrauchen texanus (razorback sucker)
Lineage: Eukaryota; Metazoa; Chordata; Actinopteri; Cypriniformes; Catostomidae
Exons: 4
Coding region: 158-913 (251 amino acids)
Biological process (GO): immune response
Cellular component (GO): membrane
Molecular function (GO): tumor necrosis factor receptor binding
Source: RefSeq, a predicted model, not a curated record